UUCAUAUUAUUGGCUUCUUUUGGCCUUUCGUUGCACAGACCAAGUACACAUAGCAGCAGCGUCUCGCACAGACAGUGCCUGAAAAUGGUGCAGCGGCUCACUUAUCGCAAGCGCCACAGCUACGCCACCAAGUCCAACCAGCACCGGGUCGUCAAGACCCCUGGUGGCAAGUUGGUGUAUCAGACCACCAAGAAGAGGGCAAGUGGCCCCAAGUGCCCAGUCACUGGAAAGAGAAUCCAAGGGAUUCCUCACCUGAGACCUGCUGAGUACAAGAGGUCUCGAUUGUCAAGGAACCGAAGGACUGUGAAUCGGGCCUAUGGUGGUGUACUUUCUGGAGGUGCUGUUAGGGAGAGGAUAAUUCGAGCCUUCUUGGUGGAAGAGCAGAAGAUUGUGAAAAAGGUGUUGAAAAUCCAGAAGACGAAGGAAAAACAAGCAUCUAAGAGCUGAAACAAGUGGGAAAUAAAUCAAAAAGAAAUUUGAGUUCAUGAAAUAUGCGAGUUGAGAUAAAUUUUGAAUUAGGUUGAUGUUGAUGAAGUGUUGAAUGGGUUUUAGUCUUUCUUCAAUCUGAUGACAAAUCAUUUAUGUGGUAUUGUUUUAUGAGAACUUGCUCUUUAAUGACAUGGCCUUAUGGUUUUAUUUGUCUACUUAAA
Molecule: messenger RNA, 650 nt
Organism: Carya illinoinensis
Lineage: Eukaryota; Viridiplantae; Streptophyta; Magnoliopsida; Fagales; Juglandaceae
Product: 60S ribosomal protein L34
Exons: 4
Coding region: 85-447 (120 amino acids)
Biological process (GO): translation; ribosome biogenesis
Cellular component (GO): cytosolic large ribosomal subunit; ribosome
Molecular function (GO): structural constituent of ribosome
Source: RefSeq, a predicted model, not a curated record